Molecule: messenger RNA, 180 nt
Organism: Serpula lacrymans var. lacrymans S7.9
Lineage: Eukaryota; Fungi; Basidiomycota; Agaricomycetes; Boletales; Serpulaceae
Exons: 2
Coding region: 1-180 (59 amino acids)
Source: RefSeq, a predicted model, not a curated record
AUGCCUCUUGAUAUCCAUGCUUCUAUUCUGCAGCAAGACCAUGCAAACUGUAUUUGCGAGCUGGAGAAGCAACUUGGUAUGAAAGAUUUUGAAGUCAAACUCAAAGGCCAAAUCAUUGCAUGUCUACUGUCCCCUAGCAUCACAGAUUAUGUUACAAUAACACAAUUUUCGGACCUUUAA